AUGGACAUGGAUCCGCCCGUCAACAGCGCCAACAGCGCCAACGUAGACAUGGAAUAUGAGACAGAUAAUAUCUCCAUCACCUCCACCGUAUCUAGCACAAAGGAGAGCAAGUACGACGCAGUACAAGUCUUAUCGGAACGACCCUCGCCAGACGAUGAUUGUGAUAAAAUGUAUUUGAUCGAAUGGGAGAACUAUCCUAUGCACAGUCAGAACACACAGGUGCUCCCUCACGGGCGGACCCGGAUAUUGCAGAAUCCAUCUGACUACGGCACGUGGGAGCCCGAAUACCACCUGGACGAAACCAAUCUGCUCGAGCUAUGGGAGCUUGAAAAGCAACGCCUUGGUGAAGCUGGUGCUCAAAAACUUAUGGAAGAGAAUGAGUCAAAGUACUACGCUGCCGUAGCGCAGGCGAAAGAGGCCCAUGAGCACAGACAAGCCAAGCGCCUCAAAAAGCGCAGACAGCUAUGGAGACGCGCGAGAUAUAUCGUCACAGACAGUGAGAGCGAGAGCGAGGGCGAAGCAAUCGAGCAUGUAAAAGUACAGAAAAGGUCCAGACAAGAGCAAGAAGGGAAUCCCAACACUGUGCUACGAGCCCGAGACACCAUGCAACACAACCGCCUGCUCAUGGAUCCUCGACAACCACUGUCUCUGGGCCCAGAUGACCUGCCAGAAACACCAGAGAGUAGUCUGUUCGUCGGGCAGGACCCACCGGCUCGUAGAGCACCAUUACAACAGUCGGAUUCAUCCUCCUCAUCUCAAGAGGAAGGGGAAGAGGAAGACACGCAAAGCUCAGACGACUUAGUCAUGGGCAAGAUGCGGUCCAGGAAGAAAAUGGGAAGAUCCAAAAUGAGGACAACAGAAGAUAAGAUGGAUUCAGGCAGACCAGCGUGGGAAUCACAGCUUCCAUCUGCCAGAGCUGUCCAGUCAGCCACAAUCCAAGUGCGCAGGGAUGUGUCAGCCAGACAAACCUCAAGGAUCACAUCAAAGGAAUCAUCUUCCAAGGUCAAUGAAGGUCUGCGGAGAACAUCACAGUCUUCGUCCGCUCCAGUACCCAGCUCAACCAGUCCAAUAACGCCAAGGCAUCAAACGAAACCGAAUAGUCUCAAGUCUAUGAAAAGAACGGAGCCUCCAAAGACUGCCCGUGGUAUCAAGUUAGUAAAUGAACCCAGGACGCAGUCCACCCCAUGGAGAAAUGGUGACAAAGCAUUCUCUACGUUGAAAUUUCGGAGAAAUGCAGCAAAGAAAGGCCAAGCAGAGGGCACUCCAGAACUUGGAGCCCUGAGAUUUGUGGGUCAAGUUCCACCUGGCAUGAAUAGAUCGACGCGCCCAAUCUCUAAUGAUGAUAUCUAUGGGCGUCGAGAAACUGGCACGCGUCGUCUCCAGGAGUUAGACGUAGAUGAUACACCGAGACGCACCUCUGUGCAUCAAGCUGAACCUUUGAACGACUGGGAAGCUGACAAGAUCCCUUUGGUGUGUCCUGAGUGGAGAUUGAGCAACAAUUGCAAGUUUGGUCCUCGCAGAUGCCGCUUCAUGCACCGCAAUCAGGAUGCAUUUGGGCAGGAUUUGCCCUUGGCUCCGCCGGAUGGGCAUGUACCUCCCAAAUAUCACAAACCACCAAUUACUUGUAGGUAUUGGCUACUUGAUCCCAAUGGAUGCAUGAAAUCAGAUGCAGAGUGUCCUUAUGCUCAUAAGAAUACGGGGCAUGUUUUGUCUGAAACACGCCUUUCGACUGAAGUCAUCGAUCCUGAAAGGAAACCUGUCAGCGAGCAGCAGACUAUAAACAGAGCCAGUCGCAAAUUGGUGACAUGUCCGUACUGGUUAAAACAGCCGGCAGGUUGUACCAAGACGGACGAUGAGUGUAUCUUUGCCCAUAGGAACAUGGGUGUUGUCACUGAUGGCAGGGGUCAUAACUUUCCGAUAGACAUAGCGAUGGAACCAGCCUUCAAAAGUAGGGCGCAUCCCUCCCAGCAAGGAAGAGUAAAGCCAUCGUUGUCAUCGUCCGAGUUUACCUGCUUCUACUGGACUAAGAACAAAUGCCACUUUACACCAGAGACGUGUAAACAUCAGCAUAGGCACACAGGCAAAAUUGCACCGCUACGACGUGAAUCGAACACAUCCUCGGCCCACUAUGAGUACCAGCACGAAAACACAGGAUAUCAAUCUGAUACGCAGGCGGAAACCUUGGGUCCUGCUGCGUCAAGAUCCCGCUGGAACAUCCCUCCGCCACCAUCAACAUCACCUCCACUUCCACCUCCACCUCCAGCACCUCAUCCUCCCGUUCCGGUUGUUCAACAAGUCAAGCAGGCUGAUACAUUAUGCCUCGGAUUGAAAGCUAGUAUAGAGCAAUAUUGCAAGCUCGACUUUCUCGACAUGUUUACUAAGAAUGAUGGGAGCGCGCUUCUGGACCGGACAGCAUUCCUACUGUAUCAUCCAGAGCAACAUUUGGAGGAACUUGAGCUAAUCACUCGUUGGCUGUUGAUGCACCAUGUAGAAGUUUCAAACGUUUGGUACGACGGAUCAUGGGAUCGCUUCAAGUCGCAGAUAGUCAGAGGAGGGACAGGUAUUAUUGUUACUCACCCUGAAUUCCAGCAUUUUACAGAGCUACCCGGUUUCGGUCUAGUUCUCCAGAAAGAGAUACGUAUAUGGUCUGUUGGUAUACAGGACGGCAUCGAAUGCGAUCCCAAUCUUGAGGCAUCUCCAGCUGUAAUGCGAUAUGAUCGCAUCGAGAUUUUCCCACUUGGUGGCUUUAUUUACAUCACUGACGAAGUUUUUGAAGAGAAGCCUCAACUGGCCCUGAAAAUUGUGCAGCAAUUCUUGGAGAAGAUUGCUCAGCUUCGACAGUUAGAAGGACCUAUUGCCCCAUGGCAUACUGUAAAUGAUGCUUGCUUGCUUUGGCGUCUUUGCACACGCCCAGAGUUGACGGAGCAUAUAUUUCAGAGAUGUGAGGCGCAGGCUGCGGAGGUCGAUGCCGGAGAUCCUUGUGCGACAAGCCGCGCCGAACUCUACACGAUACUUGCUGAGCACAAUCUCGUUGACGAUUCCUCUGAACCUUUGAGCCUGAUUCCCGAUAAGUUUCCCAUCAUCUCAGAGCGUCGUGCCAUUUCCGAGGAUCCACACAUUGAUUACUUCAAUGCGCUGGCACGCAGUCAGCAAGAAGCAAACUUGUGCAUGAUUCGCUACUAUUCCUUGAUCCAGGCUGAUAUGCGACGCGAUUAUCGCCACUUCUUUGUCGUCCAUACGGACCCAACUGCUUCCUAUGUUCAGGAUUGGAAGCACGAGAUUCAGACUAUUGUUGCGGUUGUCACACCUGAGAAGUGUCUUGAGGAACUCCAAAAGGAUGGGAGUAAGAGUCUGUUCGACUUUUGCGAGCGCUAUAUGCCUGGUUUGCAAGCAAAAGAUGAGCAGAAAUAG
Plenodomus lingam JN3 is the source of this 3411-nucleotide messenger RNA. Lineage: Eukaryota; Fungi; Ascomycota; Dothideomycetes; Pleosporales; Leptosphaeriaceae. The record is from RefSeq and is a predicted model, not a curated record.